AUUAUCAUUUUUCUCUCUUGGCGGCGGUCGUCACCUUCCUAUGUUCUAUAGUUUUCAUUCUAUCAAAAAUUUCAAUGAAUCAGUUGCCAUGGAAUUCAUGACAAGAUUCAUAAUGAAGUUUAUGACUAUGAUGGAUUAUAUAGAACUAAGGGUUUGUCUGAUAAAUCCGCCAAGCUUAAUGAUUUUAUCCUCCAAACAGGAGAAGUCGAUCCAACCAUACCUGCUAAACAUUCGAACUGGGUCGGAUCCUGAAGCCACAACUCAAAAGAUUGCAGCUUUUGCAAGACAGAGUGGAAAUGAUAAGAUGAGAUCAACACCUGCCCAAAAUGCUGGUUUUCGUUAUUCUGUGGGCAGGCUUGAUGACAUCACUGUCUUGGUUUCGUUUGUUAAGGAGAAUGCUCCAAGACCAUCAACAUUUGGAUACCGCUAAAGACAAUUCUUGAUCAGAAACACUCUAGGGUUUGGUGUAGAGACAUAAAUAAUUGGAUGAUUCUAAGAAGCUUAUAAAUGGCUGAGUGUGAAAGGGUUAUCAGAAAUGUAAUCUGGGUAGAGUUUCUAAACUGUAUUAGGAUUUCAUAUUAGAAGUAGUUUUUGUGUGUGUAUGAUUGAUGAAUGUAAUUGUAAAUCUUAAUGAAAUAAAAUAAAAGUUGAACGGUGCUUAU
Impatiens glandulifera is the source of this 662-nucleotide messenger RNA. RefSeq lists its product as uncharacterized. Lineage: Eukaryota; Viridiplantae; Streptophyta; Magnoliopsida; Ericales; Balsaminaceae. Bases 41 to 430 code for a protein of 129 amino acids. The record is from RefSeq and is a predicted model, not a curated record. The transcript is spliced from 2 exons.